Messenger RNA from Fusarium oxysporum Fo47, 1152 nucleotides. RefSeq lists its product as uncharacterized. Lineage: Eukaryota; Fungi; Ascomycota; Sordariomycetes; Hypocreales; Nectriaceae. The coding region runs from base 8 to 1075 and encodes 355 amino acids. The record is from RefSeq and is a predicted model, not a curated record. The transcript is spliced from 4 exons.
CGUAACCAUGUCGACCGUAGCUCAACAGCAGGGCAUUCGCCGGCGAUUUCCAAGACAAUAUCCAGGUCUCGAAUCCGACAUACAGCCCGUUCCAGUCAACAGCAGGUAUACGCCCCCGCUAAAGAAUAUCGAGCUUCUUGAGGUGGCACACAUAUUCAGCCGCCUCGAAUGCCGAAUUCUUCAAGGUUCUGCCCAGGUUCUGCAAAACCAUACUCUAAACGAGGACCAGAGGGAGCCCGAUGAGCAACAGCGUUUGAUUCGCCUUGAAAAGGCUGACCGCGACCUACUUGACGUCCAUGGCGGCAAGUAUCAAUUUUCAGUAGGCUAUCUAAAAGAUCGGGAACUUUUGAGGGAAUGGGGUUUUGCCGCUGCUGUGCACCGUGAAUUAUUCAGACAAGAUCCCACAAGCAACGACCAGGAAAAUUACCAAAUUGCAACAGCCUCUGCCAAAGGUCUUGAGAAAUUAGCAUCUCCUCUGCCAGCAGCAUUAAAGCUGGCUGCCGAAAAAGGGAGCCUUGACGUGUUGACAAGGAAUGCGAUAGGAGAUAAAUAUUUGUUUCUGGAUGCGAUAAUUAAUCUCCUUCACGAAAAACUGUCUACAAAUCGUCAGUUGCCAACAUGGGAAAGCAUCUCUGAGAAUCUCAGGGAGUUAUCCUCGAAAGCCUCAGUAUCCAAGGCCACAACAACAGAUGAGAAUAUAGGCUCUAAGGCUUUCUCUAUAAUACUAUGGACUACUUUCUUUAUUACAGUGUUCUGUAGCGGCCCAAUGCUCGCGUAUGCUUGGAACUUCUCAGAUCGAAAGCCUGGUCUUUGGGCAGAAGAAGAUUUCUUUUUUCUCCUUCAGGGCUGCAUAUUGCAGGUCUUCAGUCUUUGUGUUAGUGCAUUUUCGCUUAUGAGGGGCAGGACAGUACCCGUGGCUGCUUGGCUCUUGCCAAGCGGUUUCGCAGUGGUUUUAACGAUUUUCUCGCCAUUUUUCUACUGUUUUGUAUCAAAAUGGUGGAGUUCAUUUGUUGUCUCAAUGGCGGCGUCAGUGCAGGCAUUUCUAGUGCUUCAAAUCGCACUUUAUAAUAUGUAAUAUAGAAAGUAGUUAGUUUGCAAUAUUUAUAACGUUGUUUAGUUAGGACCUAGAAGGGAUAUAGAAUUAGUUUGAGA